Messenger RNA from Puma concolor (puma), 1416 nucleotides. Lineage: Eukaryota; Metazoa; Chordata; Mammalia; Carnivora; Felidae. The record is from RefSeq and is a predicted model, not a curated record.
AUGAAGUGCUUCAAGUCAUGUCUGGAAGGGGUGGCCUUCCUGCUCAGAGCAAACACAGUGGCCAAGAAGCUGAGGGCCAUGCCUCGGUGCUCCCCACCCCAGUCCCCAGCCUCUCCUGGUACCUGUCAGCUUCUCAGCAAUGGGCUUGAACUCCUCCGGGCUGAUGUACAAAUCCCGGUCUCCCGCCUGGCCCUGUCCGGCCUCCGCAACUGGACGACUGCGGCCUUGCCGAGCGCGGUGUUUGCUGCCCGACACUUCCGGCCUUUCCUUCCUCCUCGGGGCCAAGUGGAGCUGGGGGAGCCGUGGUGGAUCAUCCCCAGUGAGCUGAGCGUCUUCACCGGCUACUUAUCCAACAACCGCUUCUACCCACCACCGCCCAAGGGCAAAGAGGUCAUCAUCCACCGGCUCCUGAGCAUGUUCCACCCUCGGCCCUUCGUGAAAACCCGCUUUGCCCCUCAGGGGGCUGUCGCCUGCCUGACCGCCAUCAGCGACUUCUACUACACCGUCAUGUUCCGGAUCCAUGCCGAGUUCCAGCUCAGCGAGCCACCUGACUUCCCUUUCUGGUUCUCGCCGGGCCAGUUCACUGGCCACAUCAUCCUCUCCAAAGAUGCCACCCAUGUCCGAGACUUCCGGCUCUUCGUGCCCAACCACAGGUCUCUGAAUGUGGACAUGGAGUGGCUGUAUGGGGCCAGUGAGAACAGCAAUAUGGAGGUGGACAUUGGCUAUAUCCCCCAGAUGGAACUGGAGGCCGUGGGCCCAUCGGUGCCUUCUGUGAUCCUGGAUGAGGAUGGCAACAUGAUCGACAGCCGCCCACCCUCAGGGGAGCCCCUCCAGUUUGUCUUUGAGGAGAUCAAGUGGCAGCAGGAGCUGAGCUGGGAGGAGGCUGCCCGGCGCCUAGAAGUGGCCAUGUACCCCUUCAAGAAGGUCGCCUAUCUGCCAUUCACCGAGGCCUUCGACCAAGCCAAGGCCAAGAACAAGCUGGUGCACUCAAUUCUGCUGUGGGGGGCCCUGGAUGACCAGUCCUGCUGAGGUUCAGGGCGGACUCUCCGGGAGACUGUCCUGGAAAGUUCGCCCAUCCUCGCCCUCCUUAAUGAGAGCUUCGUCAGCACUUGGUCCCUGGUGAGGGAGUUGGAAGACAUGCAGAACAACCAGGAGAACCCGUCCCACAAGAAGCUCGCAGACUUGCACCUGGAGAAGUAUAGCUUCCCCGUGGAGAUGAUGAUCUGCCUGCCCAAUGGCACCGUGGUCCACCACAUCAAUGCCAACUACUUCUUGGACAUCACCUCCAUGAAGCCUGAGGAUAUUGAGAACAACGUCUUCAGCUUCUCGUCCACCUUUGAAGACCCGUCCACGGCCACCUACAUGCAGUUCCUGAAGGAAGGCCUUCGGCGCGGCCUGCCCCUCCUCCAGCCCUAG